CUUUUGAAUCCGUGACUUGACGGUCGUGACUGCGUGACUGCCAUGGGAACUCUGUUCAGCAAACUCGAUCAUCAUGACAAUUGACAGGUAGUGUACUCGUACUCGUAGAUCGAUUACCGUAGCAGCAACUGAUCAUGCCAAAGGAACAGGUCCAUUUGCAUUGGGCAAGUACCAACAAACAGCAGCCAUGUUUUUGCAAUCCUGAAAUUUACUUGAAUGUGACGAAGCUGAAGGCUACCCCCGAGACGAUUGCCGCUAUCUUUGGUGUCAAAGAACCCGAGACAAUUGAACUCAAGGAGCGAGAAAAUGGCAAGAUAAUCGCGUUGGAAGAGGGCGAGCAACCUGUGUGGCAACUGGAACCUGACUGUCAUUAUGACGUCCACGUUGCAGGCUGCAAAGAUUCUUUGGCACCUGCUGUACCCAUCAAUCAGAUUUUUUCACUCUUCCCUGGCGAUACGGACGACGAAAAAAGCGACAAUAUUCAAAAGCUAUCUGAAAACUUUUAUGGCAAGAUAUGGAACGAUAAAGAGACGCCCAAGGAGUUUCAAGAUAGAUUCAUCAGCCUUACAAGUAGCGCUUCGAUACAGGCGUUUCGACAAUACGACUGGUUUCACGAGGUUUUUGGCGGUCCCUCCAUGAUGGGAUCAUCCAAUCCCAGAAAAAGUAUCUUACUCCCCAAGGUCAUGGCAAAGCAUACCAGCAGUCGCAUGACCAGGGAAUAUGCAAUUACGUGGCUGGAAAUCAUGGAUAAAUCAGUCAACGAGGAAUUUCCAAAUGAGGAAACACUACAAGCUGCUCUGAAGCUGUAUUGGAUUCACUUCUUUGGAUGGUUCCCAUACUCUGAUGAAGACCGAAGGGAGUUUCGACGGAUAGUUUGGAAAUAGUUACAUGUACGGUAUAGUGGGGGGUUGACAAAAAAAACUGAACGUCUAAUAACGGAUUCAGACGAGAUGUAUAGUGGGGGGUUACAGAAGCAACGUUCUCAGCGUAGUCUGGUACCGGUACCCUGCGGUGUCAAGUAGAAACGAUGUUGGACAGCUGGCAAUCGCCUCAUAGUGGAUCCAACCUUUGAAAGCACAUUUCCGAGCCUGCCUUCGAAUCGAAUUGUGGAACUAAAAUUCAAAUAAGAAUUGAGCUCAUCAAAGGCAACAACACCAUUCCACCUUCAGCAUCCUUUCCCGGCCAUUCGGGCUGAGCCCAUUUCAGAACUUCCAGAUUCCCUCCUUCAAUAGCUUCUUCAAUCCAUGAAAAGCCUUCAGCCUUUCGUGGAGGCACCACCUGGAAUGAUAUAAUAAUAAUGCAGCUUAUUGAGUCA
This is a messenger RNA of Seminavis robusta, 1315 nucleotides long. The record is from the annotation of a GenBank genome assembly. Lineage: Eukaryota; Bacillariophyta; Bacillariophyceae; Naviculales; Naviculaceae.